Molecule: messenger RNA, 1767 nt
Organism: Phialemonium atrogriseum
Lineage: Eukaryota; Fungi; Ascomycota; Sordariomycetes; Cephalothecales; Cephalothecaceae
Product: WD40-repeat-containing domain protein
Exons: 1
Coding region: 1-1767 (588 amino acids)
Biological process (GO): rRNA processing
Cellular component (GO): small-subunit processome; Pwp2p-containing subcomplex of 90S preribosome
Molecular function (GO): protein binding
Source: RefSeq, a predicted model, not a curated record
AUGUCUCUAAAACACCAAGAUGACCUGUCGGAUGAUUCAUCCUCGGGUUUCGAGGAAGAGGUCCUCUCCAGUGACGAGGAGGUGAAGAAGAGCGCAGCCGCCGCAAUCGCUGACAAGGAUUCGGAGGAAGAAGAGCUCGAGCGGCUCGUACUCGGCGGCAAGGCGAACUUCCGUGAGCAACUAUUCAAAGACGACUUUGGAUCGGCACUGCUACCGGCAACUGGACUGGACGCCGGCCAACUCACGCAGACGACUGGUCUCGAGGACAUCGACGAUUCGGCCCUCUUUUUCAUCGAUGCCCCGGCAGCGACCGCCGACAAGCAAUUAGUGGUGUCCAAGGGCCUUGCAAGUGAUGCUACCCCAGGACAAGAUGCUCCGGCAUGGGAAGACAGCGACGAUGAGCGCCUAUCCAUAUCUCUCGCCGGUGUCUCCCAGCUACGCAAGCUGAGAAUCUCCGAGGCAGAGGAUGUUGUGAACGGGACGGAGUACGCGCGACGAUUGCGCCAACAAUAUCUGCGGCUAUAUCCACACCCUGCAUGGGCCCAGGAAGCAGAAGGCCGUCUCACAAAGAGGCGGCGGCGUUCAUCGGCUUCUUCCUUUUCCUCGUCCGCGUCCGAGGGGAGCGACGCCGAAGAAGGCGAUGCCUCACCACUACCCCUGGACAAGUUCCUCCGAGACGCCAACUCAUUAACCGUGCAAGACGGCCGCAAGAAGAGGAAAUUACGGCCCGAGACCAUUGAUAUCCAGAGGACGCGAGAUAUCCCGGAUGCCCACCGCCAAGCUGUGGCUUCUUUGUCAUUCCAUCCCCACUAUCCCAUCCUCCUAUCGUCCAGCCUAUCUUCGAUCCUUCACCUCCACCACAUUGCCCCGACUGCAUAUCCCACGCCAAACCCAUCUCUUACAUCGGUCCAGCUCAAGGGCACUCCGAUCAGGAGGUCCGAGUUCCUCAGUCCCAAUGGCGAUGAGAUCAUCUUUGCUGGACGGCGAAAAUUCUUCCACAGCUGGAAUCUCUCCUCGGGGGUGGUCAAGAAGAUGACGCAUCUACAGGGCCACAGGCAGGAACAGAAGACUUCGGAGCGAUUCAGGACGAGCCCGUGCGGACGGUACAUGGCGCUCAUCGCGACGGACCGCAAGGGCGGCGGCAUGCUCAACAUCAUCAACGUCAAUACCAUGCAGUGGGCAGCGCAGGCUCGCAUAGAUGGCCGCGGCGGCAUUGGCGACUUCGCGUGGUGGAGCAACGGCGACGGCAUCACGAUCCUAGGGAUGGACGGGGGUGUUGCCGAGUGGAGCAUGCUGAUGAGAAGGACCGUCGGGACCUGGCGAGACUCGGGCUCCAUCCGCGGCACGGUCAUGGCUCUGGGGGGGAGCAACGGACCGUCCGAGCUGGGGGGCGACCGCUGGGUUGCACUGGGGUGCAACAGCGGCAUCCUGAAUAUCUACGACCGCAACAGCUUGGUGACCCGGUCGGCGGAGGGCAAGUUGGAAAUCAAAGCGUUGCCUGAGCCGACCAAGAGCCUCGACCAUCUGACGACCCCAAUCUCCGUGGUCACCUUCGCCCCGGACGGCCAGCUCCUGGCCUUUGCCAGCAACAAGAAGAAAGACGCGCUGCGCCUGGUACAUCUGCCCAGUUGUACCGUGUACCGGAACUGGCCCACCGAUCAGACGCCGCUUGGCCGUGUCACAGCUGUGGCUUUUGGGAACGGGAGCGAUCUAUUGACGGUGGGUAAUGACACGGGGAAAAUCAGGAUGUGGGAGAUAAGGAGCUAG